Molecule: messenger RNA, 3242 nt
Organism: Suillus clintonianus
Lineage: Eukaryota; Fungi; Basidiomycota; Agaricomycetes; Boletales; Suillaceae
Exons: 7
Coding region: 233-3037 (934 amino acids)
Source: RefSeq, a predicted model, not a curated record
CAUUGGCAACACUAUCGUGACGGCCAUCGAUGUAGUCGGAAGCAGAUGUCCUGGCUGUGUCACAGCUUAGUACGUUCAAGGCGCAGCUUUCACAAUGACAUGGAAGAAAUAAACCACCUGGCAAAGGUAAAAAUAGAACCAAGGGAAAAGUUUACUCAUAAGCAGUACUUGAGCACCAUCCUGUAUCAUCCGAGUCAUCUACAAGCCUCAAGUCUCGGGCUUGUACCGUAACAUGCAGCAGGAAGCAAUUGAAACAUAUGACCAUGCAUGGGAGCGUCUGGUCAAAGCUACAGUGCACCGUGCUAUAUACAAUGCUGAACCUCGAGGACUCUCUCCGUGUCUUGAAAGCACACGAACCACCGUUCUGCAGAGCAUCCGGCAGGUAGUGGAUGAGAAGAGCCAGAAAAAUGUCUGGUUGCAUGGUUUUCCAGGCUCAGGCAAAACAUCCAUCUUGUUCACGAUCGCGGAGGAGCUACGGGCACAGGGACGUCUUGCAGGAACUUUUUUCUUCUCGCACAACAGUGUGGACACAACGAUUUGCGAUUAUAUCGUACCAACCCUUGCCUACCAGUUGGCACUUGCAUUCCCGUCGGUGAAAAGCGAGAUCAUCAGAGCCGUAGCUGAUGAUCCUGCAUUGCUAUCAGACCUGAAAUCUCGACAAGAUCAGAUUCAACGUCUCAUCAUCAAGCAUCUUUGGAGACUCCAAUUCAGAUCUCCUGUAGCAUUCAUCAUCGAUGCACUAGACGAAUCCUGUUCCCCUCUAGAGGCUGUGCGGGUGGCGCGCUUACUAGCGGAAGCCAUACGCGCCUACAGGGUCCUUGACGACAAGCCACUCGAUGCCCACAUUAUUAUAGCUAGCCGGCCCAGCCUGCACGUCGAUGGAGGGCCCCCUGGGCGGCUAGGAUUCGGAGAUAUCCAAAAAAUAUCUUUGCAGGAUGAUGAUUGGGAGACACGCACAGAUAUCCGUCUCUUCCUCGCAUGCGAACUCCAGCACGUUGUCAAGUCUCGUAAACUUAGUCUUGGAGACGUACCGCAGUGGCCCUCUCCUCGUCAAAUGGAUAAUCUCGCCGCCAAGGUCGGGAACUCAUUUCUUUGCGCAUCCAUAGCCAUGAAAUAUAUUGCCCACCCGAAAAAAUACCCUCCUUCGAGGUUGGACGCAUUCCUGACAUCACCCGGUGCUACGGCAGACGCUUACGUCGACUUGGAUCAUACGUAUCAGGAAAUCAUAAGUGGCAAUAGCGCCUUGAUCAGACAUCUGAUCGAUAUCGUCAAUCUGGCGCAGCCGCUCCCACGUUCUCAACUCUUACAAUUUUUCCCUUCUGAUAAGCACGAGGGGCUCAACCUCGCUCUGGAAGAAUUUUCGUCAAUUCUCAUCGUGUCAUCUGGUCAACCCACGAUUCCCAUCCAGCCUUACCAUUCAUCAUUAAUCGAGUUUUUCGCGGAUCCGAUGCGCUGUCAUGCCCAUUACAUCGAGCCUGCAGAGAUUCAUAGGGGUCUCGCACUCCAGUGUUUUGUGAUUCUACAUAAACUCAAGGCAAAUUUAUGCGGUCUCUCAGAUCACACAACUAUGGCCGUUGAAGACAGUCAUUUCUGGCAUACACGAGACGCCAUGCUUCCUGAAAGCACGCAAUAUGCUUGUCGUAACUGGGCGCACCAUCUGUCUCAUGCAAAUGACGAUAAGAAGCUUGUCUCCGCAUUGGAGCAAUUUCUCCGUGUCCAUAUUCUACACUGGAUCGAGGCCUUAUGUCUCCUCGGAGAGCUCAGUGACGGUCCAAUAAUUUUACGGAAAGCCCGUGCCGCAGUUGACGGAUGGGCCCCCAGUAUGCAACAUCGUGAUUUUACACUGAUAAACAGGUCGCUUGCGACUGCAGAACAAAUUAUCAUCCUUUAUUUUGAUCCUAUCAGCCUGUUCCCCCUCCAAGUUUAUUAUAUUGUAGCAGCACUAGCAAAUUUGUCCGGAAAACGUCUACAUUCAAAGUCCAAUGUGUUGGUCCACAAGUGUGGCCCGACUCCUGAUAGUGUAUAUCAAUUUCCCGUGUCUGGACUGCGGACUUCCCUGGUGAAUCCAGGACCAUCUCAAGGACAGAGUUUCAAUAGGGCUUCUUCAGAUGUUUCAGGCGUAUUGGCGGAUUGUUGUCGCUGGUUGUCAAAUUCUGAAUUAGGUGCAUUUCAUCUGUCAGAUCUAAAUGUGACUCUAGACAGUUCCUUUCGGAAUCUAGACGACCCCCCUGUGGAUUUGGAAGGUUACCUUCUGGAUCUUUGCCGACCCCACCUCGCCUUACGGUGGGUUUGCCUCCAGAUAAUUUCGGAAACCUCCCAAGAAGUCUCUACCAGUAUUCAGCCCAUCGCGUGGCAUACACAUGGAUCGCGAGUGGAGUUUGACAGCAUGACCAUCCUUGCCGAUGCAGAUCACCGUUGUCGACUUCGGGUUUUGGUGUCUGCUUCGAAGACGAAGCCCUCAAAGCCUGGUAUUAUUCUGGGGGAGUGGUUAUUCAACUUUCGCAGUCUGAUGGAGCACGCUGAUUCCAACAACAAACUCCGACUUUGUAUGUACGAUGGAACCGAGAAUCCUUCAAAUAACUUUGGGAAUCUGUCGUGUACUGUUGGGACUGUGCCAGCUUUCAGCACUAGUAAACAUGGGCAGAUCGUAGGACAGUUCCCAGGACCGCAUUCGUCAAAUUCAUCGCCCGGGAUCUUUACUGCUCCUCUAAGACUGAUCCCUAGACCGCAUCUGUCAAAUGCAUCGCCCGGGAUCCCCAUUGCUCCUCUGGACCUCACCAAAAAAAGUGGCGAUUCUCUAUUUCCUGCUGUGGCUAAAAGAUUAGAUGACGGUUUUGUCACAGCUUCGCAAGCGGGCCCCUCGUUCGGAUUGCCCUCUGUCUUGGAUUUCAACCUUACUUUCAAGGAGCCAGACGAAUAUGAGAUGCCUGACCCACCGCUUAUUCGCCAGACUCGGAUGACCACUCUCUUCCAUGACCUCAAGAGAACACUACGUGUAUUCAAGUUUAGAAACCGGCACUCCAUCGACCAUACGUGACAUUUAAUGGAUCUUCACUAUAUCCCAUGUCUCAUAACGGAGCGUUAUAGUUCAAUUGGGAUACACACUAUCCAAAGAUAUAUGUAGUAUACAUGUGUUCAUGGGCGUUCACGCUCUGCUUAUGAUUUUAUUCUAAUUGCAUGGGUCUGUUCAUAUUAGAUACUUUAUUUGAUCGUGGAUAGGUUUAAUAACAAGGAAGACAUGC